Messenger RNA from Callorhinus ursinus (northern fur seal), 9278 nucleotides. The record is from RefSeq and is a predicted model, not a curated record. NCBI's taxonomy places the organism in Eukaryota, Metazoa, Chordata, Mammalia, Carnivora, Otariidae.
GGCAGCGGCAGCGGCGGCGGCGGCCGCGGCGUCUUCAGAGGCGCCCAGUGCAGGAUGGUGCUGGAGGCGGCGGCGGCGGCCGUGGUGGCGGCGGCGUCGUUGGCGGCAGCGGGAGGGGGUGCUGUGGCGGCAUCGGCGGCGGCGCCCGCGGGUGGUGUAAAAUGGCGGAUUUCGAGGAGUUGAGGAAUAUGGUUUCUAGCUUUAGGGUUUCUGAACUACAAGUGUUACUAGGCUUUGCUGGACGGAAUAAAAGUGGACGCAAGCAUGACCUCCUGAUGAGGGCGUUGCAUUUACUGAAGAGCGGCUGCAGCCCUGCGGUUCAGAUUAAAAUCCGAGAAUUGUACAGACGCCGAUACCCACGGACUCUUGAAGGACUUUCUGAUUUAUCCACAAUCAAAUCUUCGGUUUUCAAUUUGGAUGGUAGCUCAUCACCUGUAGAACCUGACUUGGCCGUGGCCGGAAUCCACGCGCUGCCUUCAUCGUCAGUUACACCGCACUCACCGGCCUCUCCUGUUGGUUCUGUGCUGCUUCAAGAUACUAAGCCCACGUUUGAGAUGCAGCAGCCGUCUCCCCCAAUUCCUCCUGUCCAUCCUGAUGUGCAGUUAAAGAACUUGCCCUUUUAUGAUGUCCUUGAUGUUCUCAUCAAGCCCACGAGUUUAGUUCAAAGCAGUAUUCAACGAUUUCAAGAGAAGUUUUUUAUUUUUGCUCUGACACCUCAGCAAGUUAGAGAGAUAUGCAUAUCCAGGGAUUUUUUGCCAGGUGGUAGGAGAGAUUAUACAGUCCAGGUUCAGCUGAGACUUUGCCUGGCAGAGACAAGUUGCCCUCAAGAAGACAACUAUCCCAAUAGUCUAUGUAUAAAAGUAAAUGGGAAGCUGUUUCCUUUGCCUGGCUAUGCACCACCACCUAAAAAUGGGAUUGAACAGAAGCGCCCUGGACGCCCUUUGAAUAUUACAUCUUUAGUUAGGUUAUCUUCAGCUGUGCCAAACCAGAUUUCCAUUUCUUGGGCAUCAGAAAUCGGAAAGAAUUACUCCAUGUCUGUAUAUCUUGUACGACAGCUCACAUCAGCCAUGUUAUUACAGAGAUUAAAAAUGAAAGGUAUUAGAAACCCUGAUCAUUCCAGAGCACUAAUUAAAGAAAAACUUACUGCAGAUCCUGAUAGUGAAAUUGCUACAACUAGCCUUCGGGUAUCCUUGAUGUGCCCUUUAGGGAAAAUGAGGUUGACAAUCCCAUGCCGUGCAGUGACUUGUACACAUCUACAGUGUUUUGAUGCUGCCCUUUAUCUGCAAAUGAAUGAGAAGAAGCCCACCUGGAUCUGCCCUGUGUGUGACAAAAAAGCAGCCUAUGAAAGUCUAAUUUUAGACGGGCUUUUUAUGGAAAUUCUCAAUGACUGUUCUGAUGUGGAUGAGAUCAAAUUCCAAGAGGAUGGCACUUGGUGUCCAAUGAGACCGAAGAAAGAAGCUAUGAAAUUGUCCAGCCAGCCGUGUACAAAAAUAGAAAGUUCAGGUGUCCUCAGUAAGCCUUGUUCAGUGACUGUAGCCAAUGAGACAAGCAAGAAGAAAGUGGAUGUUAUUGACCUAACAAUAGAAAGCUCUUCUGAUGAAGAGGAAGACCCUCCUGCCAAAAGGAAAUGCAUCUUUAUGUCAGAAACACAAAGCAGCCCAACCAAAGGGGUUCUCAUGUAUCAGCCAUCUUCUGUAAGGGUGCCCAGUGUGACUUCGGUUGAUCCUGCUGCUAUUCCGCCUUCAUUAACAGACUACUCAGUACCAUUCCACCACACGCCAAUAUCAAGCAUGUCAUCAGAUUUGCCAGGUUUGGAUUUUCUUUCCCUUAUUCCAGUUGAUCCCCAGCCUCUUCCUCAUCGGCAUCAUUGUUUGUUUCAAGCAGUACUGUCCUCCUAUGUUUUUGGAUAGUCUCACCUCACCCCUAACAGCAAGCAGUACGUCUGUCACCACCACCAGCCCCCAUGAGAGCAGUACUCAUGUUAGUUCAUCCAGCAGCAGGAGUGAGACAGGGGUCAUAACCAGCAGUGGAAGUAACAUUCCUGACAUCAUCUCAUUGGACUAAAGGAAGACUCACUCGAUUCUAGGAAUCAUUCAUCAAAACUGUUCUUUCUUGGAUCUCUGGUCCGUGGAAGCUAUUUUUUUGGUAACAAUUACUUUGAUAUUUAUUGAAACGUCAGACGGAUUCUUUGGCUUUCUGAGAGAUGAACACAGAUGACUGCAGCAAGAACCAAAUGACAUGCAAGGAUUUUUCUUACUCAUGCUGUACUCUGAGCAUCAGAUACAUUUGGCCAUAACUAUCUUCUCCAGAGACGGAUUUCAAUUUCAUAUGUUACUGGAUGGAUUCUACACACAUCGGUUAAAUUUUUUUUUGUUGUAAUAAACAGCAAUAAAAUUAUGUAAAUAUUCAAGUAAACUUUUUUCUAACUAAAAAAAGAUGUAAUCGAUGAUUCUAAAAUGACAGCAACUUUUGUUUAACCUGAUGUGAAGGAAAAAUACCUGGAAGGAAGUAAUGUUUGCUGAAUGAGUCCUUUCCACGGAGAUUUGUUCUGUUUCAUCGAAUAAUGAAGUCUUGCUAAGUGGCCAGAGCUUGGCUCCACUUUUCUUCUGCAGUUCCUCUUUUCUUCCUGAUUCCAUCAAAGAAAAAUGGCCUUUGUGUUACUUAUUUUUCCCUGGUUGUCAUUUACACUUUGAUGUUUGCUAGCAGUUGCAAAGGGAAGUUCUGGGAUUUGGCUGCUCUUUAUCAGUGAUUGUGUUGAAGAACACUAUGCAGAUCCUGCCCUGACGUGAUGUGUGUUAUUUUUGGUAAUUGUACAUUCUCAUUCUAGAGAUUUCUACAAAAUUGGGCUUGCCUUCUCGAAAAAGAAAUUCUGUGCAGCCAUUGAAUGUUGAAUGAAAUGUUUUUGGAGUAACCUGUGGCUAGAAUGUUCAUUGGAAUUUUGUUCACACUGACCAGCAACAUUGAGAGCUUUGAGGCAGUAUAGAAGAACAGAUUUUGGGGAGGUGGGAUUAACAAAGUUUGAUCUCUUCCUAGGAACUUCUUUGACUCAUUUAUUUUAUAGAUAAUAUACAGAUCUUUGUUGAAACUUUUCACAUUUUAGUAACACUAACAAAGCAGAUACAAUUUAGAACUCUGGUCACAUUUGUCACCAGUACAGUCUCAGUGAUGAUUUUCAAACUUAAUUAGAAGACACAAACAACAGCAAGGCAUGGGGACUGCAUCGGAUUUCCUGUUCCUUUUUUUUUUUUUUUUUUUUAAACAAGGAAAUCUUUCCUGAUACCAUGAAGGACACGCAGAGUUAGAAGUGUGUGAAUUUAAGGUGAGGAAGGUUUGGGGAGGAUGGUCCUGCAGCCCGCUUUGAAAAACACUCAGUGUUCUUGAUUUUAAAUCCCUCAGGAGACCGAGUUUUACCCUUAGAGAAACAUUUCUAUCCACAUUUUAUAUUUCCCUUUGCUUCAUUUGGCUCCCUAAAUUUUUGAGUUCUCAAGGAUUUGAUACUUUUCUAAUGUUUAUCUUUCUCCCCCUAACUGUAUCUACUUUAAAAAUAAAAACCCUUUUUAAAAAUGACUAAUCUGAUUUCUCAGACUUAAGUGCCCAGAUGAAGAGUACCGAUUUCAGUUAGAACAGGGACACUUCACAUUACUUCAGGGUUGAUGGAACUCCAGGAAGCUGACUUGUCACUGCUUGGGUGGUUUUUGUUUUUAAACACCUCAAGUUUUCAUGGCCCCUGUGCUCCUUUUGUACUGAUUUAAUUUCAUGUGAUUUUCUACAUCAUCCCUCCUUUGUCUACAUCAUCCCUUACUGUAUUAUUCCUUUUGGAGAGCUGCUUAAUGAAAAACGUGGCAACAAACCAGAAUCUUCCUUAAAGUAGUUGCACCAUCAUUGCGGGUUUUACCUUCUUAGGCACUAGAUUUCCAGUCCAUGUUACAGGCCUUUGGUCCACAUAGAGAAUUUCUUCCUCGUAAAAUUUUAUGUUGCUGCUCUAAAUACAGAUGCAAUCUCUGUUCACUGUAAUCAGAUAGAAAACGGAACUCCGAUUUGUGUGGUAUAAUUUGUUAAUAAAUAAAUGAUGUAUAUUUGUUACCAUUUUGUUACCCUUUAGAUUUUCAGACUCCCCCCCAACAUAAUCAACAAAGUUUUAUAAGGUUAAAUGAAAAUAUAUUCAUAGAAAUUAUUUACUUGGUUCUUGUAACCGAUACCUCUGUGCUUUUGUAGUUGUGCUUUGUUUCCUUUUUACUAUUUUAUGUGAACAGUUUUAGUGUUCAUUUUUGGUGCUUUAUACUGAAAUUACAUAAAAUUUUAAUUUAUACAGGCGACUAACAUUUUUAAAAAUACACUUUUAAGUUUGUAAUCUUAAAAUUGGGGCUUUUAUGUAUGUAUCUUGGAAGGUGAGUACUUUUCUUUAUGCUUUUGCCUUACAACAGCACGAUCAUUAAGUCAUUAUCCUUUUUUUUUUUUUUUUUUUUAAAGCAUGGUCACCAGAUACUUAUACCCAGACCCUGACUUUUUAGUAGUUUAUUUUGCUUGCCCAGAUUUUUGCUUAACCAAGUGUAAUGCAGUUUCAGAGGAGGUUGUCUUAGCUGUUCCGUAGUCAGCUAACUAGUGAUUAUGUGGAGUGUCUUGUUUAAGGAAAGGAACUGCAGACUGCAGCUGCUAGUCUCCUCUUACAAACACUGAGGUAACCUGCGGUUUUGAUCCUUAUUCACGUAGAAAUGUCAAGGCUUACCUUGAUUUGGUGACUCCCGAUGUUGUACUUGGUGUUGAAUAUAGCUUCACAGCUAAACUGUGCUUACAUUCACUAACUUUCUGACCCUUAGGUGAGCCACUUUAGGAUUUUGUAAUUUCCAUUUCUGCCCAGCAGAAGGUAAAUGCCUUUACCAGAAGGUAAAAAUACUUGGCAUCUGUCAUAGGGUAAUUAAUUAUAAGGAUAAAUGAAAUAUUAGCGUUAAAUUUAGUUUAUGUGGCAUUUAUCUUUCAGUGUGCUUCAGGAAAGCUGGGAUGAAAAUACUAUGAUUAGGGGAGGAUUUUAAGUAUAAUAAGUAAGUUGAGCCAUGACUCUUGACAUAAAACAAGUUUCCCUAGGGUAGAAUCUUAAAAUUUUGAGUUUGAAGAAAGAGUAAAAUGUUGGAUUUUAGGUGGAGUGGUAUUCAACAGAGACUAUUUAGGACUUGUUGACAUUAGACCUUUCAGGCAUUCUGCUUUCAGGCAUUCUGCCUUCAGGCCAGUCCUGGACACUAGUCACUUAGUAACCAAGUCUGUUUUUCUUCUGCUAAUAUUCAUUAGUUAACAUUUUAUCUCUUUAAGUAAAUUUGAUUUUUAUAAAGCAUUAGUUUAAUUCUCAUAUAUGCCUUUUAUUUCUCUUUAGCCCCCAAUUGGUACAAAAGCAGUUAACUAUUUACCCUUUUCCCUUUUUUUUUUUUAAGUAAACACUUGUUUUCCUAAUUUUUUUCAUUUUGAAAAAAUGCAGCGCUAUGCGUCAUUUAAACUUGGGUGUGAUGUGUUUUGUGGCCCUGGAUUCCACGUGCUGUGGGAGCUUAUUGUCAGUAAGAUCAGUGAUUGAUGAUUCAAUCUGAAUCACCAUUUUUUCUGCUGCAGUUCUACAUGAAUAUGGUGAAACUUGUGGAAAACAAUUUAAGAAUUUCUCUGCUUUUUUAAGAGUCUGAUGCUCCUGUCAAAUGAAUGACUGGUUUGUAAGCCCCCCCUUUUUUUGUUAUUAGGAGCCACACUCCCAGUUCCUAGGAGAAACAAAUAAAGCUCUAUAAAAGUGCCCAUUCUUCUUUAAUGCUUGCCUGAUUCAGUAAUGUUUUUGUUUUUUGUAUGUAUGUCAGUAAUACAUGCUCACUGUGGAAAAAUUAGACAAUACAGAAAAGUAUAAGAAAAAUAAUAAGCACUUUGAUAUUUUUGCAUAUUUCUUGCCAGUCUCUGCUACUUGUGAGUGUUUUCACAUAGUUUUAUUCAUUCUCAACAUAAUUUGUCUUGGUUUUUUUCUCAGUCUACCUGUCAUUAAAAACUGUCAACUUUUAAUUGCAUGAUAUUCCAUUGUAUGGAUGUGCCAUGAUUCGUAUCACCUUUCCCCAUUGGACAUUUUAGGUUGCAUCUCAUAAAGUUACAGUGAAUAUCUUUGUGUAUAAAUUAUUUCCUUAGGUUGAAUUACUAGAGAUGGAAUUUCUGGGUCAAGGAUACAAACACUUUUGUAGUUCCUGAUUCACUUUUCCACAUGAUUUUACUGAUUUUAUACUCCAACCAUAUGAUAUGAGAAAAGCUCUUUAACCAUAUUUUCCAAGAAUAUACACCAUUCAUCUCUGUGCUGGCAUCUGCGCUAAGACCCUAUACCUUUCUGACCCUGUGAGCUGCGCUGAUUUGGAAGUAAUUGACAACGAUUUUCCCGGACUGUCUCAGUUUCAGCUACAUCUAUUUGACAUGUUCCAGAUACACCUGCCUAAGGAUAUCCAAAUAAUUUUUCACAUAGUUUUACUUGCCCUGUGAAAUAGCCCAUUGUCAGACUAUGUUUUCUAUUUUUAGUUAGAAAAUCUUGACACUUUUUUUUUUUUUUUUUAACCAUUUGUACCUAGGGCCAGCCCUUAGUAGCCAGCUUUCUUUUUUUCCUCUUUCUGUAGGCUCCAUUUUGGGCUUUCUGAGCUCCCCAAAGCCAGUAGGAUCUCCUGAGCCAAAGGCAGUCCAAGCCAAACUGGAAGAGUGGUAAGGCUGACCAACAAAAGCAGGGCCAAGCUUUGCUUGUUUCACUUUGUAUUCUUUUGUGUUUCCAGUGACAUCUUGGUGUCCUAAGGGCAGCUCUGUGGCAAAAACAAAACACCCCCCCCAAAACAGAUUGCUAUCUCAAAUGUUCAAGGUGUAUUACUUUAUUGAUUGGCAUACCACAUAAUUUCCCAGACUGCUUUUUGUUUCAGAAUGGCUUCUUCAUUCUGUGUUCUCAAAGCUUAACUCUUUUUAGUGAAGAAGAGGGUUGUGUUAUAAAAUAGAACAUGUCUCUUAUUUUGGCCUUCACCAAACUAUUCACAUAUUCAGUGUGUCUUAUAAAUGUGUGUGGGAUAGAGUAGAAUAAAAGAUCUAGUCCCAGACUUCAAAGGGCUCCUAAUCAGCUUUUCCAAAAAUCAGGGGUUUGUGCUAAGAAUUUUACAAAAAUGUCUCAUUCCUUCCAUUUGCCCUACAAAGGAAAGUGGUAUGGUCCUCAUUUUACAGAUGAAGGAAUAGAUGUAAGUAAGUUUCUCAGUGGACUUGGGAGUCUGAAACAGACCUACCUCAAAAGCCCUCUGACUAAUUAGGUUAUUUGGGAAUCUAGACCUAAGAUUUUAAUAACUGAUGUUAGGUGAUGGCCACAGGAAUAAGGAAGGAGUGGACCCUGAAGCCAUUUCAAAGGAAGACUCCAGAUUCAGUGGUGUGAACAGAUCCAGGAGUGAGGGCUGAGUCCAUUUCUCAAGCCUGGGUAACCAGGAUAAUGGAUCUGUUUACAGAGAGAGGAUGCAGUUAGAAUGGGCAUUAGUCAUUUAGGGGAGGCAAUGAGGAGUUUGAUGUUAAGCAUGAGAUUUCAAAAGGGAAGGGCCUGUGAAGUUUAUGUUUGCUUUUCGGCAGUCUUUUGAAGAUGUGAAGCCUUCCUUCAUUGUUUUCACUCUCACUGGUCUCCAUUCUGUAGAUCUUCUAGUCCCUCCCAGUUGCCCAUCCACUCUCUCUGCUAAACCAUGCUCACUGCGUCUCCACAUUUUCUCUGGAUUUUUUCUCUUCACUGCCUUGUUACCUCAAGUCUGGCCAUACUCUGCACCUCUCACCAGUGUGGGCUGUGUUUACAUACCACAUAACUGAAGAAGUGGGUGGUUGCUGCCCUACCUCUAUUGUAAUUUCUAAACAUUUCUCCCCAGGCCUCUGACGAAAAUCUGCCCCAUUUGCAGCCCAGGCGAGGUUCUACUGUUAGCUGCUUGUACUCUUACCAAGUAACCUGACCAUGUCCUUGGAUUUGCUGAAGGCUUCAUUUCCUGACUCACAGUGUUUCUUGCCAUCUCUAACUUUGUAGUCCUUCUCAGUCUUCAACGUUUUGACGGAUGAUCCACCCAACAGUCUAGCUUGGGAGAUUUUUGGUUACCUCUGAUACUUUCUUGCACUGAAACGCCCUGUUUUCUCUGUAGUUCUUGUCUACCUUAGACUGCUCCUCCAUUAUUACAGCCUCAAAAGCAUCCCCAGAUCCCUCCUUCAGGGUCACCCAUCCAUCCUUUGAUUUGGUAUUACAUGCUGCUGCUUUUGCCCAUUCUUGUCGAUUAUUGCAAAUGUUAGUCCUUUUCAGACCACACCUGUCUCCGCAGAUGACCUUGCUUCCUAAUGCACACAAGAUUCAGUUUGCCAGCAUGAUUUCUCUCCACAUGUGCCCAUCUUCAUUCUCCUUCAUUACAGUCUCAGAGGAUGAGGUGGGCCUGAAGGCCAGUUCAGCCCCAUGGACUUUUGACUCUUGUUUCCUGUCAUCUUCAGGACCUUCCUCCAUCACACUCCCUCUUUUCUGAAUGUCUUUCACUUCUCUGCUGCUUCUUUUGGCUUACAGAAGUCUCAGUCAUCAAAUACUAGGUCCUGUGUUACAUGCCAGGCAUUGUAUCAGGCGCUCAGAACACAAGAUAGAUAAAUACCUACCUUCACCAAAGUUGUGAUUCAGUAGAAUAAAGAGUGAAAUAGGGAGAUUACAGUGCAGUGGUAAAAGGCAAAAUAGAGGGUGCUACAGUAGUACGUAGAUGAGGCAACUGGCUGAUGCUAUGGAAGUGUCCGAUGAGUAGGAUCAUGGCAGUUGAUUAGUUGUCAAGAGAACUGAGAAUAUUCAGAAUAGCUACACGUUUGUGUAAGAAAGCAUGCCGGGCCUUAUAAAGCAGUGAGAAGGCACUGAGGAGUUCUCAUGAUCAUUAACAGUUGAGCAGCAUUGGUUGAGUUUGGUAUGAUCGUCUCCAAUUUACAAAUGUGGAAACAGAUCAUGAGAGGGUGAGUGACUUGCCUGUGGUCAUGCAUCUUGUAAGUGGUGAGGCAAGCUUCAAAUCCAGCUUUAACCACCUCCGUCUGUCCGUGAUCAUUCUAUCUAAAAAGGUGUUAACUAUAUCAUAUCGCUGUUUAUAUUUCUGUAUGGCACUUGUCACAACCUGUGUUUAUAUGUUGGUUCACUGUGUAUUGUCUGUUUCCCUUACUAGAUUGUAAGCUCCGUGAGGGCAGGGGUGAUCUCAUGUCACAUGCAUCCCAGAGCCUAACAAGGUGUGUGGUGCAUAGUAGGUGCUCAAUAAAUAUUUAUAAAUGAA